GACUAAAGUGUGGGCUCACUCAGCCGGGUUGUCGUGGUGCUGGACGAACAGCGUGACAUUUGCAGAGGAGGAAAAAAUCCCAUUUUUCGCUGUUUUUAUCAGGAAUUGCACAUGGUGGAGUGAUUGAGUGUGAGUGGCGACAAGUGGGGCGACGAUCAGUGCAUUUAGACUCGCCAUAUGAACAUUCCAGUGAGUGAAAAGCCAAGAAAGCGAGUCGCGUGAAAGUUCAAAAUGGACAGCAUACGCAAGGAAUUGGACGAACUGGCGGCGGAAUACAAGGAAUUGGAGACCGUCAACCAGAACUACCUGGAGCUGCUGGAGGGACUGGGAAGUAUGCAGGAGAAAUGCAAGAAGGACAUCAAACACCAGCGAUACCGGAUGAAUCAGAUCAACCUGAACCUCAAGAAGCUCACAAAGCAAGAAACACUUUCCCAGGAGUUCCAGGAGGAGUUUGGGGAGAUCGAGAAGGGGAUUAUGAAGCGGAAAGCUCAAUUGCAUGAAAUCGAACAGACUCUGCCGAAGGAAAAUGGACUGUAUUUGAAGAUCAUCCUGGGCAAUGUGAAUGUGUCAAUUCUCAAUAGAAACGACAAGGUGCGAUAUAAGGACGAUUAUGAGAAGUUCAAGCUGAUUCUCAAUGUGAUCGGACUCGCCAUGGCGCUUCUCAAUCUCGUGGUGAACUACAGAGCGCUGGAGUUGGCGUUUAUGUUCCUGCUGGUGUGGUAUUACUGCACGCUGACCAUUCGGGAGUCCAUCCUGAAGGUGAAUGGCUCGCGAAUCAAGGGAUGGUGGCGAGCGCAUCACUUCAUCUCGACUGUUUCCGCCGGCGUUCUUCUCGUGUGGCCUCAAGGAGAGCCUUGGCAGCUAUUCCGCAGUCAAUUCAUGUACUUCAACGCCUACAUAAGUAUGGUUCAAUACUUACAGUUUCGGUAUCAAAAAGGAGUUCUGUAUCGUCUCAAAGCCCUCGGCGAAAGGCACAACAUGGACAUUACAAUUGAGGGUUUCCACACGUGGAUGUGGAAGGGAAUCGGAUUCCUCCUGCCAUUCCUCUUCAUCGGCUAUGUUUUCCAAGCCUACAACGCUUGGGUGCUGUACAAGCUCUCUCACCAUCCUGACGCCACAUGGCAGGUGCCGAUGAUGAGUUUCCUCUUCUUGAUCCUCUUUGUCGGCAACACCACGACCACAAUGCUCGUGGUGCCGCAGAAGAUGAGGGAGCGCGCCAAGGAGCGAUACAGGCUCAAGAGCUUAUCCUGGGCACUGAAGAUUAGAGAUCAAAUCAAGGGCGACAAGAGGAAGGCGUCAGAGAAGUCGUCGCCGGUGAAUUCCAGUGGGAAGAAGAGUGAUUAGGCUACGUAGUAAAAAAAAGUUUUGAAUUUUGGGGCCAGGGCAUCGAGGGAA
Messenger RNA from Phlebotomus argentipes, 1395 nucleotides. RefSeq names its product transmembrane protein 120 homolog. The record is from RefSeq and is a predicted model, not a curated record. Lineage: Eukaryota; Metazoa; Arthropoda; Insecta; Diptera; Psychodidae. Gene Ontology annotation, cellular component: membrane. The coding region runs from base 232 to 1344 and encodes 370 amino acids. The transcript has 7 exons.